Messenger RNA from Gallus gallus (chicken), 3284 nucleotides. RefSeq names its product SH2 domain containing 1A (gene SH2D1A). The coding region runs from base 51 to 425 and encodes 124 amino acids. Lineage: Eukaryota; Metazoa; Chordata; Aves; Galliformes; Phasianidae. The record is from RefSeq and is a predicted model, not a curated record. The transcript is spliced from 4 exons.
ACCGCCGUGCUGGGUUCAGUGGCAGCAGUGCAGGCAGAGCUGGCCCUGCCAUGGAAGCGCUGCCCAUCUACCACGGGGGCAUCACUCGCGAGGCUGGGGAGAAGCUGCUGCUGGCGGCCGGUGCUGAUGGCAGCUACCUGCUACGGGACAGCGAGAGCAUCCCAGGGGUCUACUGCCUCUGUGUGCUGCAUCAGGGUUACGUUUAUACCUACCGAGUAUCCAAGACAGAAUCUGGGUCCUGGAGUGCUGAGACGGCACCUGGGGUUCACCGGCGGCUCUUCCGGAAAAUGCACAACCUCAUUUCAGCUUUCCAGAAACCCGACCAGGGCAUUGUUACACCCCUGAAGCAUCCAGUCAUCAACUGUGCAAAAGCCAAGUAUUCCCCAGGUAGAAGUGACGGUCGUGACUACCUGCAGCCAUCAUGAAGACAUUUCCCACUGGCAUAACCCUACCUCCCAGUAGCGCUUCCAGUCCUGCUCUAGAACAGCAUAAGCUAUGAUAGUUAGUACAACUCCGUGAGUUUUCUUGUAACAUUUGCGAAAAUGUGUUCCCUAGUAUUUCUAGCUCCAAAAUUAGAAGUUUUACAUUUCAGAAUGUUUUUUAUUAUUAUUAUUUUUUAUUUUUUUGUAAGAGAGAAGACAAAAACAUCAGCUACUAAAUGUUGUGAUAUCUUUUUUUUUCUUUUUGCAGUCCUAAGUGUAAAAUAUUUUCUAAUCUCGAGACUAGUCCGUCUAUUUUACAUAAACUGACUUUUGACUCUUCUGUGCUUUCUUCUGAUAGACAUUUAUGGGCAAGACCCCUUUUGUAGGCUUAGGAAAAUUGUUUAUAUUGAGUGUCCUUCCCUUGAACAACGACUUGGCGUCUGUGUGACUGUCAUAUAGUUCCAAAAGGUAUUCUAGACAUGGCCUCGGGGGAAUACCCACUAACUGAGUUCCCACUACAUCAGGCUCUCUGUAAUGCAACAGAACCACUCAGUGCUGUCUCCAUGUACAAAAUUUCUAAUUUGCAUAAAGAAUUGAAAGCUCAAGUAAUGUUCUGAAUAAAUGAGAACAGUCACCAGUGGAGAACCUCAUACUUUUUAUUUUUUCAGUAUUCACUCUACUUGAAAAAAAUUCCCACCACAUGUAAUUUAAAAAAAUAUAUAAAUUUUUACACAAUAUUUACUUUUAUUUCCCUAUCAUGUGUUUUAGUAAGUUGCUGCUGGGCUCCUGUAGGAGAGGCUUACACCUGGAGGACUUGUUGCCUUACAGGGUUAGCACUGGUGCUUACAGCAAAAGCAGGGUUGGUCUCUUCUCGCUAGUGACAGGUGACAGGACGAGAGGAAAUGGACUUUAGUUGCGCCAGGGGAAGUUUAGGUUGGAUAUCAGGAAAAUCUUUACAGAAAGGGUUGUUAAGCCCUGGAAUAGGCUCCCCAGGGAGGUGGUUGAGUCACCAUCCCUGGAUGUGUUUAAAAACUGUUUGGAUGUGGUGCUCAGGGACACAGUUUAGCAGGGGGUUGUUAGAGUUGGGGUAGUUUGGUUAGGUUGUGGUUGGACUUGAUGAUCUUUAAGGUCUUUUCCCACCUGAGCAAUUCUAUGAUUCUAUGAUAUGAUUCAUAGGAGUGCUGGAGCACUUGGCUGCUGAACUUGAUGAGCUUCCUGGGCUGGCUGGCACUGGGGAACACUUCCCAACAGAACUGAUGUGCUGCAGCCCACUUGGUUUGUGUUAAUGUUAGUCACACUUUCACCAGCAGAAAUGGGCCAAUCAGAAAAGCCCUCCCUUCCAAAGUACACUGCUAAUGUUGAUUGCAAAUGGAUGAAAAAAUAACCCCAAAAAACAAAAAAUGUCUGUAAACCUGCAAAGAAAGACAUGGAUGUAGUGGUGGACAGCAAGGUGGCCAUGAGUCAGCAGUGUGCCCUGGUGGCCAAGAAGGCCAAUGGGACCCUAGGGCGCAUUAAAAAGAGCAUGGCCAGCAGGGUGAGGGAGGUGAUCCUCUCCCUCUACUCUGUCCUGGUGAGGCCACAUAUGGAAUUCUGUGUCCAGUUCUGGGCUCCUUGGUUCAAAAAAGACAGGGAUCUCCUAGAAGGAGUCCAGCAGAGGGCCACAGGGAUGAUGAAUGGCUUGAAGCAUCUCUUGUACGACGAAAAGCUGAGAGACCUGGGGCUGUUCAGCCUGGGGAAAAGACAACUGGGGGAGGAUCUUAUUAAUAAUGUUUAUAGGUAUGUAAAGGGAGGUGGGAGGCAAAUGGAUGAGGCCAGGCUCUUCUUGGUAGCAUGUAGCGACAGGACAAGGAGUAACGGCCUAGGACUUGAACGUAGGAAGGAACAUGAAGAAGUACUUCUUUUUGGUAAGGGUGACCAAACAGUGGAACUAGUUGCCCAGAGAGGUGGUAGAGUCUCCUUCUAUGGAGGAGCUUGUGUUGCUUAAAAGUUUGAUGCUUAAAUGUUUCAUGCCUGUACUUCCAAUUUCUUCUGCACACCUUGGAAGUCUGGGAAUUUCUGAGAAGAUGUAGAGAGCUUUUCCAGAACCACCAGGCUGCAGGCUUGGGAGAGCAGGACAGAUCAGAUCCCACCAGAAGGGGCCAAGCUGUGGACCAGGGGAAUGGGGAGAGGCAGGGCUGCAGCCAUAUCCGUAGCAUAAGGCUACAUUGGGGAGUAUCACCCAACAGUGUGCUACCAAACAGGCAGACAGACUUUCUUAUUCUGUUUAGUUGUCUUGUCGCAGAUUCUGGCUUGUUGUUACCUCACUGAAAGGCAAACAGUGAAGAGAUAAAUGGGAGGCAUGGACGGGCACUCAGCAAGGUUCAGCCGCUUGAAGCAGCAUUUUAGUUUGGAUUUGAUAAGGCUGGAAAUGUUAUCUUUUAUUUUAUUUUAUUCCUAUAAGUGGCUGUGUGUGUAUGAAAGAGAAUGAGAGAGAGAGAGUAAGAGAGAGAGAGAGAAUGCAGCAAUAAAACAUUCAUCAUGAAGCACAAAAUGCUCCUUGUAAACCCUCAAUGGGAGUAAAUGCAAUAAAUAAACAGCUGCAUGGUAACAGGAAGCGGUGGACAAUGCUGUUGCAAAUUUGUGACGAUUGCUGUUCAUUACUCAAUGUCUGUCUAAAUUAAGGCCACAUUUCAUUUGCAGUGAAAUGUCCUGCCUCCCCUCCCCUCCCCUUUGCAUCAUAUUUUACACUCUGUGUGUGUAUGUUUUCCCCAUGUCUUUCUGUUACUUAUACUGAUUGGUUGAAGCAAGGGUCUUAUCUUCAUACAGUGCUAUACAGUGACGGAUUUAGCAUGAUUUACUUUUUAAUAAAAUAUUUAAAAGCUG